This is a messenger RNA of Ostrinia furnacalis (Asian corn borer), 568 nucleotides long. It is a transcript of the gene RpS13, whose product is annotated as ribosomal protein S13. The transcript is spliced from 3 exons. The coding region runs from base 89 to 544 and encodes 151 amino acids. Lineage: Eukaryota; Metazoa; Arthropoda; Insecta; Lepidoptera; Crambidae. Gene Ontology annotation, cellular component: cytosolic small ribosomal subunit; ribosome; nucleolus. The record is from RefSeq and is a predicted model, not a curated record. Gene Ontology annotation, molecular function: structural constituent of ribosome; small ribosomal subunit rRNA binding. Gene Ontology annotation, biological process: translation.
GUGAACGAAUGAACGGUUUCCGGCCACCAUCUUUUUCGUUUCCCUUGUUGUCGUUGUCAGAUCGGCGAGUUUUCUAAAAACCGCAACCAUGGGUCGUAUGCACGCACCUGGCAAGGGUAUUUCCCAGUCGGCGCUGCCGUACCGUCGCAGUGUCCCAACCUGGCUGAAACUCACUGCUGACGAUGUAAAGGAACAGAUUUUCAAACUGGGCAAGAAGGGCCUAACUCCAUCCCAAAUCGGUGUCAUGCUCAGGGAUUCACAUGGAGUUGCCCAAGUCAGAUUUGUGACUGGCAAGAAGAUCCUCAGAAUCAUGAAGGCUAUGGGGCUGGCCCCCGACCUACCCGAGGACUUAUACUACCUCAUCAAGAAGGCCGUUGCGAUGAGGAAGCACUUGGAACGCAACAGGAAAGACAAGGACAGCAAAUUCAGACUUAUCCUGGUCGAGUCCCGAAUCCACAGGCUAGCUCGCUACUACAAGACAAAGAGCGUUCUGCCCCCCAACUGGAAAUAUGAGUCGAGCACUGCUUCAGCCCUUGUGGCUUAAGUUUUAAUUAUAUUAUAAAACUUC